UGAUAAACUAUGCUGGUAGAAACAUUUUUAACUGGUUACUUUUCACAAAACAUUAAAACGUAAGGAAUGUUUUUCUUUUCUUUAUAUUGUCGCAAAAAAAGGUUCAUGUAAGAAGACAGAACCCAAGAUGAUGAACUACCUUUUAUAUGUUUCAAUCCUAUAUUUUUUCGUACAAACUUCUCAAAUUGUUGUCUUGGAAGGCGAAGGUGUUUGCAGAAGAGACAGUAAGAAUAUUAUUACUGUUAAUCAGGAAGAAGACAAGUAUACAAAUGAGACUGAGCUGUACUGCUGCGAAGGCUACAUGGAACAUCUCUCCGGAUGUACUCCUGUUUGUGAGUCGGGAAAAUGUGUGGCUCAUAGCAACUACACUUUGAUGAGCAACCAAACCACAAGCAUAAGUGAACCAAAACCCAACCUUCCUCAAACAUGCGACGAAGGAUUCCAUAUAAACAACGGUGCUUGUGAACCAAUUUGUUCUAGACCUUGCAAAAAUGGCUACUGCUCUACCCCCAACAACUGCACUUGUUACGAAGGAUACACCAAGAGUUUUUGGGAUUCCUACAAGUGCAGCCCUGUUUGUAGCCCACCAUGUGUCAAUGGGAUCUGUUCUAUGCCACAGUUCUGUGAGUGUGAAGAAGGCUACUACAAAAAUAAAGUAGUUCCACACAUUUGUGGGCCUUUCUGUUCUCAUGAAUGUAUCAAUGGAUAUUGCUCCUCGCCUGGAAAGUGUACAUGUAAACCAGGUUACAAAAGCACAGAUUACCCUGGCAUAUGUGAACCCAUUUGUUCUAAAAAGUGUGUUAACGGCUAUUGCGACAGGCCAGAAUACUGUGAAUGUUAUUGGGGGUUCCGAAAAGACCCUUUCAUGCUAAACAAAUGCACUCCAUGUAUCAGUAAAGAUUGUGGCGACAGUAAUAGUCCUGUCUGUUCAAAAGAGUGUGUCAACGGAAAAUGUAUAGCUUCUGAAACAUGUGAAUGUUUAGAAGGCUAUCAGUUAGGUCCAGUAAGUCACAUUUGUGUUCCUGUAUGUUCAGAUUGUGAGUACGGAGCUUGUGUAGCACCUGACACUUGUAUUUGCUUCAGAGGAUACACAAACCCAUCAGGGAAUUACUCAACAUGCGUUCCUCGCUGUGAAGAGCCUUGCGUGAAUGCAGAAUGCAUCGGACCUAACGAGUGCUCUUGUUCAAGCGGCUAUGUGAAAGAUGUGCAUAACAAUAAUAUUUGUAGCCCUAAAUGUUCCAAGUGUGUAAAUGGAUACUGUUUGAUGCCGGAGCAGUGCUUGUGCUUUCUUGGAUACGAACCUAAUGAAGAACUUCAGAAUGUUUGUGACCCCUUUUGCUCGGUCGAUUGUAACAAUGGUAUAUGUGUACAGCCUGAUAUUUGUGAGUGCUUCUGGGGAUUCACUUAUGAGAACAUUUCUUCCCAAUGCGUGUAUGCUAGCAAUACUACAGAAGACUUGGACUUUUCUUUUGAAUUUACCUCAAAAAGAUUUUUAUAUUCCUACCAGAUUGACAUAGGUAUAAAUAGAUCGUAUUUUCUACAAAGAAUCUUGAAGAAGCUAAACUCAAAUUAUCUUCUUGUUAUAGUGUGUACUUUUGAAGCAAGUUCAACACUUUUGGAUGAAGAUAAAAAUAAUUUUCUAUGUGAGAUGGAAAAACGGAAUAAAAAUAUCACUGGAAGAAGGGAAAACACAAAAGUAAUCUCAAACAUCACGGGUGAAAUUCAUUUUACAUUUUUUAUUAACUUUACAUUGUUUAUAAAAAAUGAGAAAAUUACUGUUAAUUAUUUAAAUGGUACCAGUUAUGAAAGUGACUCACUUAUGAAUUGGUGCGCCUGUUUUGACAAAAGAAUUUGGACAUUGCAAGUGAAUGACGAAAUAGAAUUUCAUCUUUGUCCCUGCAAUCAAGAUUUAAUUUACUUCAUUCCAGGGUCUGACGAUCUACUACUGGCUUAUGCAUUGCUAGGAACAUUCAUGUUUCUCUUAGUAAUUUCUCCAACACUAAUCUGGAAAACAAGGAGAAAAAGAAGUUUAACGAUAAACAGGAAAGAAGGUGCAAUAAAAAGUAAACUCUCCACAAGUCUAGAAGGUAAAUAA
This is a messenger RNA of Macrosteles quadrilineatus (aster leafhopper), 2095 nucleotides long. Its product is annotated as tenascin-like. The transcript is spliced from 7 exons. Bases 128 to 2095 code for a protein of 655 amino acids. The record is from RefSeq and is a predicted model, not a curated record. NCBI's taxonomy places the organism in Eukaryota, Metazoa, Arthropoda, Insecta, Hemiptera, Cicadellidae.